AUGGUUAUUGUUAUGUCGUUUGAUUCUCUGCCGGCAGAGCUCAGGAUUCAGGUCCAAGACGUGAUUAACGCGUACCCGCCCGCCGAGGAGGUGUUCAGUGCCGUGCUGGACCAUACGGCGGGGGCCAAGCGGCGCAAGAUCGACGCCGACGCCGACAGUCUGCCCGCCUCUUUAGCCGGGUCGCACAUCGUGUUACAGAUCCCAGACCUCUCUGUCCAGUCGCCGAUUCGCAAGAAGCUCAACAUCGUGUUUGGUUGUUUUGCCGGCGAGCGCAAGGUGUUCCUCGCAUUGACCAAGAACCUCGAGUCGCGGCCCGAGCUGCUCAUCACAGACCUAUCUGAGGCCAACAUCCAGUUCGCCGUGGUGCUGGACGUGCCCGAGAAAAAACAGUUCAAAACGCUGCUCAUCACAUACGGCGCGAACCUCGGCCAGCUGUACAAGAACGACCCGAUUCUGAUCAAUUUUAACAACGACGAGCUGAGCGAGCAGUUUGGCCCGUUGCUCGAGAAAACCGACCUGACCGGAUUCCUGCAACAGCAGUUCAGCACGUUUGGGUUCAAGCUCGUGCGCGGUUUCGGCACAGACUGUUUCUUUGUGGACGCGUACAAGGGCUCGAAAGAAGGGUACUUGUACUUCCUGCCGAGCCACGUGAUUUUCGGGUUCAAGAAACCGAUCUUGAUCUUUGACUCCACCAACAUAGAAUCCAUCACGUACACAUCGAUCACGCGACUCACGUUCAAUGUGACGCUGACGCUGCAGUCCAACUCCGAGCGCCACGAGUUCUCGAUGAUCGACCAGAAGGAGUUCGAGAAAAUCGACCAGUACGUCAAGAGCAAGGAGCUGCGCGACCGGUCCAUGACGGACGAGCUCAAGGCGCAGCGACAGCUGAAGAACAACGCGGACGGGCCGGGCGCGCUGGCGGAGGCGGCCAAGCUGGUUCCUGGCGGCAACCAGAUUGUCGGCAAGGACGAGGACGACGAGGACGACGAGAACUACGAAAGUGGUAGCAGCUCCGAGGAGGACAGCUCUAGCGGGGAGGAGGAGGCAGAAGAGGAAGUCGAGGUGGACGAUCUCCAAGCGGAGCUCAACAACUUGCAGGAGGACUACGAGGAGUUCGGGUAUAUCGACUUGGGCAACGAGAAUGACCAGCAAAGCCCGCUUGGGUGA
Messenger RNA from Ogataea philodendri, 1167 nucleotides. RefSeq lists its product as uncharacterized. Bases 1 to 1167 code for a protein of 388 amino acids. Lineage: Eukaryota; Fungi; Ascomycota; Pichiomycetes; Pichiales; Pichiaceae. Gene Ontology annotation, molecular function: nucleosome binding; histone binding. The record is from RefSeq and is a predicted model, not a curated record. The transcript has a single exon.